UAACUCUAAGAGAAAUAUAAUAGAGUUUAUUAAUGAAAAAUCAAUUUUAAUACGGUUCAGUCGUCGUUUGUGAUUGUUUACAGAUUUUGGGGGAAGGUUCUUCGUUGAAUAUUUGCUUUCUCGCAGGAAUUAGUAGCUCAAUAAAACGAAAGAAAGCUUUGUAUACUACUAGUUCCCAAAUGGAUCUAGAGACGAAAUGGCGAAGUUUAUGGAAACCGGAUUUGAAAUGUUGUCCCUGGCGUAUCCUGCAAGCUGACGAGUAUGUCUACUUGAUUAAAACUCGCUUCGGAGAGAAUUGUUACGAAUGCAUGAUUACAGACCUCACUAAUUAUUGGUGCGAAUCAUUAACAGAAAGAGAAUGUUGCCAACGUUUACAGGAACUUAAUCCCAAUCUAGAAGCUCCAAUUUCUAAAAUUCUUGAGCAUAUUAAACUGAAUAUUGAUAAAAAUCCGUCUGACAAUUUGAGAAUUUCCAAAGAUGACAAAGGAACUAUGCAUAUAUGGAUUAAUUCCAAACUUUCUAGGUUCCCUUUCACCUGGCAAUUGGUUGGAGAACCAGCACAUGAAGAAAUGGUCUCUGAGAACAUGACUAUUCCACUUUUAAUGAUGGUGUCCGAGUUGAAUCGUCGCCAGAGAGAACUUAUUCAUAUUAUUUCCAAAAAGGAUUUAGAAAUUGAGGAUUACAGAGCUCAGUCUGUUAAACUUAAUCAAAAGCAAUUAGCAACUGUUUACUUUGAUGAAACAUCCUUUGGAAACAAUAUGGUGCUAUCAAAGGAAUUUGAAGAUAAUGUGAAACUGUUGGGGACAACUGCUUUUGAAAGUUAUGGUCAGGAUCUUUAUCGGCAAAUUAUGACAAAAUACACAUGGUUGCACAAAUGUAGCAAAGCAGAUCCAGAAACCUUUGAAAUUACAAAACCCAUAGAAGAAUCUUCCAAUGUGUUCACAGAGCUUGCAGAACUGUCAACUGCUGUAGAAGAACAUGAGCAGAAGGUUAACAUUGGCCCUGACAUCUAUGAUUGCAACCAGUGCAUAUUUUCAACCAGUUCUCAAGAACUUCUGCUUCAUCAUGUCAGCAUGUACCACAGAGACUCUGCUCUAAAUAUCAAUGCCAACUUUGAUGGUCAACUUCAGCAAACAGUUCUGGCUGAUCCAUUGCCAUUGUUUAAUGCUGGGAAUAUAUCUUGUCCACAAUGUGGUCAGCACUAUAAAACUCAAUAUGGAUUGCAGAGUCACAUGAAUUCUAAACACCUUGGAAAAUUUCUAUUUAACUGCUCAAUAUGCGGUCGUGGUUUUGAUAGUUUCUGGACAUACAAAGCUCACAUUGACAAACAUCACAUACUAGAAGAAAAAUGUGACCGAUGUAAUUUAACAUUUCGUUUCAAAAAAAGUUUGUUGUCCCAUAAACGUUUCUGUGGUCGUACAAAGCACCAUGGUGGUGAGUUGUUUCGAUGUAACAUCUGUGAGCAGACUUGUUCGUCAAAAGACUCUCUUUCCACUCACAUGCGUGGUCAGCAUGGCAGUCAACAUUAUCGAUGUCGACGCUGCAAUAAGAUUUAUAAAUGGCGUUCAUCAUUGCGGUGCCAUACUGGGAAAUGUUUUAAUCAGCCAGUUAUUCUCAACACAGAAAUACCAAAUCACAAUCUUUGUUGCCGAUGGCUGUUUAACUAUACAACAAUAUAUAGGUCAAAUUUAUGUAUAUAUUAUAUUUUCUAUCAAGGAGUUGUUUUGCUUCUGACAGUCUGUAGUAUUAGGUGUACUGGGUGAGAAAGGGACAGCAACAAUACCAAAUACAUUGCUGCUCUUAAUAAUUUGUAGGUGUUUUCACAACUAGGCUUCAAAAUGUAUUUUUGCUACAAGAAAAAAAACAAAAGAAAAAGGAAAAAGACACAUUAGCAGGCUGAAGGUUGAGGAUUUGAAAUAAUUCUGUAUUGCAUCAAUAGUUAUGAGAAGUUACAUCUGAGUUCAAAUCCUAUCAGAAUUAGAUUUGAUUUUUACCUUUCACCUCGAGUCUUAUAUAAACAAGUACCAGACAAAUAGCUGGGGCUUCAGUUUAAUUCAUUAUUUUCCCAGUUGCCUACAAAUUUGUGGAUUUGUGCCAAAGAUAUCAUUAUUAGUUAAAGGACAAAAUUGGGGCUGGAUCUCAUACUGCUAUUUUUUUUUUCUUUGCUUUACACACCAUCUGUUUCUCAUUACCUUAAUCCUUUAGCAUGUAAACUGGUCAUAUCAGGCCAAAAUAUUCUACCUGUUUUAUGUUCAGACAGGUCAGAUCCAGCCUCUCACACCUACCCUACACAAUAUCAUUCUAAAAAUAAACAAUCUCAUCCUCAGAAUCAUGAAGCUACAAGGUAAUGCAUGAUUAUUCAAAACAAUGUGAAUCAAUAAACAUGACGUUUGACAGAGUAGUCUGAAUGCUAAAGGGUUAAACUCAUUCUUAAUAUUCAGUUUACCUUUCAUUCUGCUGAAAAAGGAAUUGUCUUUUCUGAAAUUCCUCUCUUACAUAAAAACAUUUUCAACAAUUACAUCUCCUACACCUACAAAUCCCAGCCAACUACCACAAUGACCCUCUUAAAUCAGUCAAUGCCUCCUAAAGCUUUUAAAUAAAUCCUAUUUCUUAUAUAAAUCUAAUCUUAACGUCAAUUAGACUUAUUAACUUUAUAGAUUAUUUAUUCAAGAUAAAUGUUAUUACUUAUUUUUCCUUAGGAAAAUGAUUUGACUUAAUAUUAAAAAAAUCUUUUUCCAUUCUAAGUUAAAUAUAUAUUUUAUAACUGAUUUUAGUGUUGUUUUGUUAAAAAAAAAUCUAUUUUCUUUCUCUAAACAAUUGUGCCUUGGCAGUUAUCUUCACAUCUUAUGUUGUUGCUUAUAGUUAAUAUAUUUGUUGGGUAUUUAUUGAUAAUGUUGAAAUUUCUUGCAUUUUUUUAUUUCCAUAUUAAAAUUAACUACUUCCAAAGAAAAUGAAUUAGAUAACUUGUUACAGAAAAGACACUUAUAAGUUGCUAUUUGGUGUUGCAAUAGUACCGGCAGCAACAAUGAACCUCUGUGUGGUCACCUGACCUGUUAGAAAAAGCAGCCAAAUUACACCCAAGCAUUUUAAAAAGAGAAAGCAUAUUUUUGACGAUGUAGUACUUAAAUAUACCAAAUCAUGGAAUAAUCAUGGCUGGAGUGCUUCUAAUCAUGACUGCUCAGUCAAGGUUGAUCUGAGCUCAGGCUAAACAACAACACUGUCAAUAGUAUUUACUGAAGUCAAAAGAAGAAAAAAAGUAUGUAAAUAUUUAUGGAAGUGAAAUUCUAUGUGGAAUUAUUUAAUUCAAAUACCAAGAUAUUUUCUGCAGAAUGGAAAUAAGUAUGACUAUGGUUAAGAAGUUAACUUUGCAACUACAAGGUGUUGGGUUCAAUCUCAUCACAUGGCACUUAGGGCAAGUGUUUUCUUUCUUAGCCUUGUGUUUGUCAAUGGUAGAAUUUGGUAGAAGGAAAGUGUGGAAGACUGUUGUAUGUGGUUAUAUCAACAUUGGGAGCAAACUGGUACAUACUCACUGAAAUAUCUUGUGACAAUUGUUAAUUACCAUUAUUACAUUGCCUACUUUACAUUUCAUAUUUUAUGAGAAUGAUAGAGGAAACACUAGCGAAAGCUCUGGGUUGAUAUCAUAAUCGACUUGAAGGUAGGGCCCCAGCCUAGAUACAGUCCAAUCACUAAAACCAAUAUAAGUAAAAGAAUAACUAUUUUUCUGAUGUGCCAAAGACACUUAUGUGUUUGUUGUGCUAUAACAGAGUGGUCAGCCUAAACCAUGAGUUACCUGCUGGCUAAACCAUUAUGGGAUUUCCCUUGUUUGGAUUAUUUAAAAUGUUUUGAUAUACAAAUAAUAAUUCUUUCUAAUUUUGGUACAGCAUCAGAAAUUUUAUUAAGGAGUGCAGGAUGUCAAUUACAUUGACUCCCCCAGUGCUCUACUAGUACUUUUUUACCCCCAAAUGAUGAAAGGCAAUCAACUUUGGUAGUAUUUGCAUUCAGAGAAAAAGAGCCGGAAGAAAUACUGCUAAGAAUUUUGUCUGGCACAGUAGCAAUUCUACCAGCUUGCCACCUUAAUAAUCCUUUCUACUGAAAGCACAAGGCUUGAAAUUUUGAGGGGGGAACUAUUGGUUUGCUUCGACCCCACUGAUUCACUGUUAUUUAAUUUAUUGACUGUGAAAGGCAAGGUUGACCUUGGCAGAAUUUUAACACAGAACAUAGUGAUGGGCAAAAUACUGCUAAGCAUUUCGUCCAGCAUGCUAACGAUUGUGUCCGCUCACCAUCCUGUUGCCACCUUAAUAAUGGUCGAUAUAAUUCUCGAUCUCUCACAACUUGUGACUAACUAUAUCAUCAUAGCAGUCAUGAUAUCCUUCUAAAUACUGAUCCAUUGUCAAUAAUAUAUAAACCUAGGUUUCAUUAGUUUUCUGCUCUGCUAAAUCCACGAGCCUAGUUGUUGAUAUUGUCACAUGUUUCCCAAACUAACACUUCCACCUGGUCUUUCAGUGGGUGCCUCUAACAAGAUUCACUCUCUUGUAAACACUUGGAGCAGACCUCCAGUUUUCUCCCUUCAGUAACACCACUACCACUUGGUCUUUAUAUGCCUUCAGCAAAGUUAACUGUGUUUCAAGUAUUCAGAUUAGAAUCUCCAAGUUUUCUUCCUUCACCGGAAGGCCUAAAACCACCAUUUGGUCUUUGUGUACCUUUAAUGAGGUUCACUCUCACUCUUUUGUAAGCAUUUGAACCAGACUAACACUCACUGUAUCCUGGCAGCCAACAUGUUUCCUGAAGAUGUCAGAGAAGAACUAGAAAGGUCUUGGUACUGCCCCUCUCCUAUGAGACUAUUUGCUAUAAAAAAAAGUAAAUAUUACUAAAGGUUUGAAUAUCAUAACACAAUAUUACUCACCCACUCCCUAUAAAUCUGAGGUUUGUAUCGAUGUCAAUCAAUUUUAUCAAGCCCAUCUUUAAAAACAGUAGCCAAAUUUCCUCCCUGAAUCACACCCUAUUGUCAUAAAGAAAAAUGCAGGAUGUUUUGGGUAAGGAAUUUAUGCAAAAAAA
This is a messenger RNA of Octopus sinensis (East Asian common octopus), 5055 nucleotides long. RefSeq names its product non-homologous end-joining factor 1-like. Lineage: Eukaryota; Metazoa; Mollusca; Cephalopoda; Octopoda; Octopodidae. Gene Ontology annotation, biological process: double-strand break repair via nonhomologous end joining. The record is from RefSeq and is a predicted model, not a curated record. Gene Ontology annotation, cellular component: DNA ligase IV complex; nucleus. Gene Ontology annotation, molecular function: DNA end binding. Bases 180 to 1763 code for a protein of 527 amino acids. The transcript has 7 exons.